CUAAGUGCAAAAGGUUUAAGCCGUUUAGGGCCGUCGAUCUUCCGGCGACAAUUCCGAAGCUGUUCUCUUCUUCGGCAUCUCCGUCUCUCUCCCUGCAUUAAGCACCGAUCUCCGUUUCCUCCAUUCUUCCAUUCCCCAAUUCCCUUUCUCCAAAUUCCCUCAUUUACCUUUACAAUGACACAAUCUCUCCAACUUUUCACUUCCUCCGCCAUCUCUCUCCCCAAACACUCCAUCUCUAAACCCUCCUCUUCCUCCGCCGCUUUCCGCUUUCCUUUCUCCUUCUCCAAAUCCUCAAUUAGAGCUUCUUCUUCUUCGGAUCUCAAUCCUCUCUCAUCUUCUUCCACUUCCCAAGUCUUGGUUUCUGAAAAUGGCUCCAGUUCCGGUGGUGGGGUUGUGUUCUCUUCUGCUGCUACUAGGGAGUUUGUGUCUGUUGCCUCUGAUUCCACCUCGAUUGAGGUUGAUGCUGUCACUGAGGCUGAGUUGAAGGAGAAUGGGUUCAGGAGUACCAGGAGGACUAAGCUCGUGUGCACUAUUGGCCCUGCUACUUGUGGAUUCGAACAGCUCGAGGCGCUCGCUGUUGGUGGUAUGAAUGUCGCUAGGAUCAAUAUGUGCCAUGGGACUCGAGACUGGCAUCGAACCGUUAUUGAACGUGUGCGGAGGCUCAAUGAUGGGAAGGGAUAUGCUGUUGCUAUUAUGAUGGACACCGAAGGGAGUGAAAUUCACAUGGGUGAUCUUGGUGGCGCCUCCUCGGCUAAAGCGGAAGAUGGUGAAAUUUGGACAUUCAGUGUCAGAGCUUUUGAUUCAACCCUCCCAGAACGCACCAUUAAUGUGAACUAUGAAGGGUUUGCAGAAGAUGUGAGAGUGGGUGAUGACCUUCUUGUUGAUGGUGGAAUGGUGAGGUUUGAGGUAAUCGAAAAAAUUGGUCCAGAUGUUAAAUGCCUGUGUACUGACCCGGGAUUGUUGUUGCCACGGGCUAAUUUGACUUUUUGGAGGGAUGGACAUCUAGUACGAGAACGUAAUGCCAUGCUCCCUACAAUUUCUUCUAAGGAUUGGUUGGAUAUUGAUUUUGGGAUUGCUGAAGGUGUUGAUUUUCUGGCCAUAUCAUUUGUCAAGUCUGCUGAAGUAAUUAAACAUCUCAAAAGCUAUAUCGCUGCACGUUCUCGUGGCAGUGACAUUUCCAUCAUUGCAAAAAUAGAGAGUCUGGACUCGUUGAAGAACUUGGAAGAAAUUAUUUUGGCAUCAGAUGGAGCUAUGGUAGCUAGAGGAGAUUUAGGAGCUCAAAUACCAUUGGAACAGGUGCCAUCAGUCCAGCAAAAGGUCGUCCAACUGUGCAGACAAUUAAAUAAACCAGUUAUUGUUGCUUCUCAGCUGCUUGAGUCAAUGAUCGAAUAUCCUACACCCACCAGAGCUGAAGUGGCUGAUGUUUCCGAGGCGGUUAGGCAGCGAUCAGAUGCUCUAAUGCUGUCUGGUGAGUCCGCCAUGGGCCAGUACCCCGACAAGGCAUUGGCUGUUUUGAGAAGUGUUAGUCUAAGAAUUGAAAAGUGGUGGAGGGAUGAAAAACGCCAUGAACCUAUGGAACUCCCAGAAGUUGGAUCUUCAUUCUCAGAUAGUAUCUUAGAAGAGAUCUGCAAUUCGGCUGCUAAAAUGGCUAAUAAUUUGGAGGUAGAUGCAAUUUUUGUCUACACAACAUCAGGCCACAUGGCAUCUCUGCUGUCCCGUUGCCGACCUGAUUGCCCAAUCUUUGCUUUUACUUCCACAACAUCUGUUAGGAGACGUCUUAACUUGCAAUGGGGAUUGAUACCCUUCCGACUGAGCUUCUCUGACGACAUGGAAAACAACCUCAACAAAACAUUUUUGCUGCUUAAAGCCAGAAACUUGAUCAAAUCAGGUGACCUUGUAAUUGCUGUAUCAGACAUGUUGCAAUCUAUCCAAGUUAUGAAUGUUCCAUAAGGAAGAAGGGGCUCAGUAUGGUUCCUGCUGAUGUUCCAUUCCUUUAAAUUAUUUAACAUAAUCAAAGUUUUCUGGGUCUGCUAUUUAGUUGCUAGGAAAAUCGAUGGAAACAAGCUUCAGGUUUUUCGUUUGGUUGAACUCUGAUUUGCUUGCUUUAUUUAUUUCUUAUUAUGUAACAUUUUAGUGGCUAUAAGAUAAGUGUUCUAUGAACAAACUUGAUUUACGAGUUAUUUAUGUAGUUUUUGUGAUAACAAUAAGUAAUAUUAUGUAUUUCUGGGCUUUUUGUUAAAAAAUUGAAGCAUCUGGGAAGUGUUAUCUAAAUGUUGGUUAUCAUCU
This is a messenger RNA of Cucumis sativus (cucumber), 2286 nucleotides long. RefSeq names its product plastidial pyruvate kinase 1, chloroplastic. Gene Ontology annotation, cellular component: chloroplast stroma; cytoplasm. Bases 175 to 1950 code for a protein of 591 amino acids. The transcript is spliced from 6 exons. Gene Ontology annotation, biological process: glycolytic process. Gene Ontology annotation, molecular function: potassium ion binding; magnesium ion binding; pyruvate kinase activity. The record is from RefSeq and is a predicted model, not a curated record. NCBI's taxonomy places the organism in Eukaryota, Viridiplantae, Streptophyta, Magnoliopsida, Cucurbitales, Cucurbitaceae.